CGGGCACGCGUCGCUCGCUGAUCGACCUCGCACGGGAUGGCCACGAUGGUCGGGGUAUUCGUGUCAUCGAUGCACGUCGGGGCGGUUCGCGCCAUCGCUCGUCGCGUGCCGGGAGCGCCUCGAGAAGGGGCGCGGGUGUUCGUCCUAUCCACAGCCAAACGCCCAACUGGCGCGGCGCGGCUGAUGACGGGUCGGAGGAGUGGGAACACGGGGGGAACGCGGGUGCGCGCGUCCAAGGAUGACGAAACCGCGGUGAAGGAUGUCGAAAAGAGGCGACGCGCGCAUCCCUUUGACGACGAAACCGCUCCGUCCACGGCGUCCACACCCGCCGAUCGCGACGUGGCCGACGACGAGCCCGUCAACCUCGUGGAGGAGUUCAAGCGAGGGAUGGACUUUGGUAACUCGAUGAAGGAGAGGUUCACCACCGCGCGCAUCGACGACCGGGGCCUGCCCAUCGCCGACGCGCUCGUGUGCGUCACAGCGUCGGUGUUCGUGGCGACGAUGGUGCUGGCGCUGGGCAUCCCGCGGCCGUCGUGGCUGGUGCCGGCGCCGUGGGUGCCCAGGUGGAGGUCGCUGCCGUUCCUGGUGCCGGCGGUUUCGCACGGAACCAAGCUGGCGGCGUGCUGGAUCCCGGGCGCGCUCGCGGCGAGGGCGUACGAGUCCGAGGCGUACGACGGGUCCGUGGAGGAGGCCGUGAGCCGGACGGUCAAAGGAGGUUGUUUCGCGAUCGGCAUCCUCAUCCUGAUCACGCAGUUUUCGAUCACCGCGCAGUUUGCGGCGAAGGGGAUGCCGCCGCCGCAGCUCGGGGACAGCUACGAGACGGACCUCAUCUUGAACGGCGCGGCGAGUGAGCUGAUCGCGGACUCGUUCUUUGAGGCGGUGGCGCUGAUCGGGUGGAGGAUCGUCAGGUGCAAGACGGACAUUCCGCCGGAUGAUCCGAGCAACACGCGGUGGUACGACUGAGUUUGCGUCUGCGUAGAAUGCGAUUUUUUUUUGUCAACGGGAGCGAAGCGAUCGUU
Molecule: messenger RNA, 1019 nt
Organism: Micromonas commoda
Lineage: Eukaryota; Viridiplantae; Chlorophyta; Mamiellophyceae; Mamiellales; Mamiellaceae
Exons: 1
Coding region: 37-963 (308 amino acids)
Source: RefSeq, a predicted model, not a curated record